AUGGGGUGUGGGGACGUGUGCACGUGCACUGAGGAGACUGGGGGCCCUGCCGGGAGAGAGAGGCUUUACCUGGAGGGGGAGGAGCUCUUUCUAGAGAGAGCCCCUGGGGCACAGAGCCUGCCCCAGAGCUGGGAGGGGAGGGGGAAGGAGUUUGUUCAUAUCAGUGGGCUAGGGCGGCUGAGACCGGGACGGGAGAGGGGCGUGGCCCAGGAAUCUGGACUGGGAGCCUGGAGAGAGCCUAAAGGUGGGUCCCACAAGCCAGCUCCUCCCUUCCAGUCAGAGGAGACCCCAGAGAGCCCUGCACUCCCACAGAGGCUGAACAGCAGGAACCUGGAGGAAAUCGUGGGACUCUCUCCAGGACUCUGCAGGGCAGCAUUCCUGGCAUCCAUCCUGCUGCUGCUGCGGGUCAAGGGGGUGAAGCCUCAGAAAGGGAGCCCAGGCCUGGACAAGAGCAGUCAGAAAGAGAAAAUACCCUCUACAGACCAAGAUCGAGAACAGUUUGAAGAGCGCUUUGUGGCCUCCUCGGUGGGCGAGCUGUGGCAGGCAGUGGACAUGAGCCAGCAAGAGGACGACCAGACGUCAGAGGCGGUGGCAAUCCGUGACCACCUGUUUGACCUCGCCUUCUGCUUUAACCUGGCCAGCAUCGUGGUUUUUUUAUGAGGGACAUGGAGGCGGAGGUGGUGGCCUGGUUCCUGGAUGAGGACCUGGACAUCUACCUUCGCUUCAUGAUAGCUUACUGACCAUCUCCCCGUGGGGCUCCGGAGCGCUUCUCCCGAGGGUGACGUACAUGCGGCUCCCUGGCUCUUGCCCACGACCCUCCCCCUCGGGACGCAGCAUCAGAGAGACCCCGUGCUGGCCUUGCAGCGGUCCAUGGCCCCUGCCCACCUUCCUCCCCACGCUCUGAGGGCCAUCUCCAAGAGCCGAGACACCAGACCCCUGCCCUUCUCUCUUCCCCAGCCUCUCCUGGCUUUGUUCAGGACAACAGAUUAGGGGUAGGGAGGCAGCAACAAUAAAAGUAAUAACAAUCAA
Messenger RNA from Eubalaena glacialis (North Atlantic right whale), 1029 nucleotides. RefSeq names its product LLLL and CFNLAS motif containing 1 (gene SOFU1). The coding region runs from base 1 to 660 and encodes 219 amino acids. Gene Ontology annotation, biological process: fusion of sperm to egg plasma membrane involved in single fertilization. The transcript has 4 exons. NCBI's taxonomy places the organism in Eukaryota, Metazoa, Chordata, Mammalia, Artiodactyla, Balaenidae. The record is from RefSeq and is a predicted model, not a curated record.